This is a messenger RNA of Xenopus laevis (African clawed frog), 2445 nucleotides long. RefSeq lists its product as uncharacterized. The record is from RefSeq and is a predicted model, not a curated record. NCBI's taxonomy places the organism in Eukaryota, Metazoa, Chordata, Amphibia, Anura, Pipidae. Bases 1125 to 2264 code for a protein of 379 amino acids. The transcript has 11 exons.
UUUCGGUUGGUCUUUUUGAAUUCGAAUUUCAAAGUUUUUCAAAUUCGAAAUUUUACCCUUGAUAAGUCUGCCCUUAAAUGUGCCAAAUCAUGUAUUAAGCAGCUUCAAUGCAAAUUCCUUUUUUAAAAAAACAUAAUUUUUGCUUUAUUAAUAUUAUCUAUUACUGAGAGGUACAUUUAUACUGGGGAUGCAACUAGGCACAGCUUGUAUUGAGUAAUUGUCGUGUAACCAUGACAACAAUGGUGACACGUAUCAAGUAUAAUGUCGUUGUCUUGUAACCAUGACAACAAGCAUUAUUAUGAGUCAUGCUCAUCGAAUCACAGCUGUGUAAACAUUGUUUCACGUGAGCAUUGUGACAUCAUAGACAAAGCUAUGAUCUCACACAACCGACAGUACUUGUUCUCAGUCUGGUGUUUUACAUGAGACUAGUAGCAUCUCUUGAAGAGACGAAUAAGUGCUCAUCCUUUUGAGUUCUUGUUUUUUUCUUUAACUUUUUUAAACUUUUAAAUUUUAACUUACUAAGGUAAGUGAUUGCUUCUCUUCAUUCUAGACAUUAGGAAUGAAUAAGAAUAUUUAAUUAACUAGAUACUUCAGCCUUGCAGUGCUUGUUAAUAAGAAGUAAUGGAAGGCUUAGCACUGUUUAUAUAUGGGGCCUAAAUUGCUUAGCAGGUUUGCUUAUUUACUUAAGUUAGUUAUAACUAACAGCUAAAGCUACAAUUCUCAAUGCAAUUUGCAUGCAGGGAGAAAGCAUUCAAAUAGAUGUAUUAGUUAGAAUAGUACUUUCAAUCAUUGUUAUUAUUUUAUGAAUAGUUCUCAAUAACAAUGAAGGAUAAUAAUUUCCCCCCUGUAUCUUUAUGUUAGUGUCCAUAUUAGUGUGUGAAAAGCUUGAAAUGUAUUUUUAUAAAACAUCUAAUUUUUCUAUAUCUUUUAAUUGCAGGACUAAAAAAUGAAAUUGAACCAUUUUAUGUGGAUUAUUAUUUUUGGACUUUUCUAUCUUAUUUGCACGUCGAAAUCAGAAGAUACACAAGAUUAUAAAGUGAAUGAUCAAGACGCAUACAUAUAUCAAGAUGCAAACGAAGAUGAUAAAGAGGCAUACAUAGAUUAUCCUGAAUCAGAAAAAAACGAUGGAAACAAUUCAGCCUAUAAUUCCACCUAUAAUUCAGCCGACAAGUGCUAGGAAUGAAAUUGAGAAUUCUCAGCAAUUGGAUAUUCCACUACUUGUAACGGGGAUAAUUCUGGUAAUUCCUGUGUUUGGAGCUAUUGCAUGGUUAGUGUAUAAAACAAUUAUAAAAAGGAAGCAACGAGUUAAUGAUGUGGAAAACCCGUUGGAGACAGCACAGCCAAAGAAACAAAGUUUCUUCAGGCGUCUGUAUAAAAAAAUUAAGGACAAGAUAACAAAGAAGAAACCAGUUACUGACGUGGAGAACCCGCCGGAAAUAGCUCCAUCCAAGCAAAAGUCAAUAGCAGUUAAAAGCUCUGUUAGGUCUGUGCGUAAAAAAAUAAAGCAGAAAAAGAAGAAACCAGUUAAUAAAGCAGAGAGACUACCAGCAGCAGCAGCUGAAAGCCCUGAUAGCAUAGAGAAGAGUGGAAAGACAGAGACGGUAACAGCUCCUAGAACAGAAAGCCUUCCAUCACCUGGAAGUGAAGCUUCUCUGCCACUCAAUGAUUUGUUUCUGGAGCAGUUAAAGGCAUCAUUUAAAAAGCCUUCUGAAAAUCGAAAACGCAAAAAAGUACUGCGCACUAUGAUGAUUGAAGAGAUUAUAAGUGACGAUGAAGAUACUGCUCAAUAUUCUGAAGCCGUCUUGCAGCAGUUAAACAAAUUAUGUAAUGAGUCACCAACUGCUCAUGACCCAAAAGUUGAAGUGCAAAUUCAGCAGCUUGACCCAAGUGAAGACAUUAGUGGUUAUGAGGCAGACGAUCUUCCUUUGCAAAGAGAGCUGGAAAAUAUUCCUUUGCUACAACAAUCUGCAGAGCCUGAGAGUGAAGUGCAAAUUCUGCAGAUUGAAACAACGAUAGAUAUGUGUAGUGAUGAGGAAGGUAAAAUUCCUUCGCAAGCAGUGCUGGAGACCGUUCCCUUCCUACAACAGCUUUCAGAUCAUGAGACUGAAGAGCAACAGGCUGAAGACACAUGUGUUGUCAAGGAAGGUGAACCUCAAUUGCAAGAGGAGCUAUUCUUCUAUUUCUUAUUGUCAUGUGCUGAUGCACUGCUGAAAUAUUCAUCAAAACUAGCUGCGUUUGUACAAAAGUCUUCAGAACCUCAGUGAACUAAAGUAUGGACAGUCAACAUUCAGAACAUUAUUGGUCUCCAACUUGCAAGGAAAUAAACAGUGCUGAUUCACAUUACCGAAGAUGGGUUGGAUUCUGGGUGGAUCGGGGCUGUGUCCACUUCUAAAUGGCCACAGCCAUAGUGGAUCUGACUAUUCAUUUAUUUUUAUAUAUAAUUUA